UUACAUGUACAGGUGUAGGCCUACGUGUUAUCGCACACGUGUGGAUGUACAUGUGCACGUUCCGCAUGAACGCGUUGUGAAUGUUGUGAAAUGGUGGUUGAGUCACUAGGAAAUACAACCGUAAUAAACUCGUACUUCCGCGAUAUCUGUCGUGGACGUUGCAGAAGUUAAUCAAACGUUUCUGCAAUUUGCGAAUUUACAGUAUCAUCAUAUCUUCUCCUACCUCCAUGAUCAUAUUCAUAGGCCCGAGUUAUUAGGCCAAAUAACUUGGACUCUACAAUACAAAGCGCUUUUUUUUUAAACAUUUGGACAUGGGCGGCUAUCGCUUGACCAUGUCCAAAUGUUAAAAAAUCGCCCGGCGAUUUGUAGAGUCCAAGUUACUAGCCCCUCUAUGCAUGCACGCAUGGGCUUAAGCCCCACCUUAAAUCGAUACAUGAGCGUGCAAUUUGAAAACGGGAAAUAGGCUUAAUAUUGUAACUUGUGGUCAGGUGGUUGUAGCAGCAGUCUGUGGAACCCUCUUUCUUGUGCUUGGCUGUUUUUGUGAGCACCAUGGGUAAGGCACUCUCAUCGUUUCCACAGAGGAGAAACUGGAUAAGCGGAGGAAUGGACGACAAAAACAAGUUGACCCUCGACCCCAGCAACACCUUGCAGAAUCAGGUAUUGGGCACUAUCUACGGCAACUGCAUUGGUGACGCCAUUGGACUGAUGACAGAGUUUCUCAGCAAAGACCAGGCGAGGAAGUAUUAUGGUGGCAAGCACCUGGAGUAUCCAAUGAAAGAAAUUGCGGCUGCUAAAUUCUUUCAUCAGAUGGUCUUCCCAGAAGCCGAUUGGACGGAUGACAGUGAUCAGAUGAUCUUGAUCCUCCAAUCACUGAUGGACAACAAUGGAAAGGCCAAUGCUGUGGAUUUCUCCAAGAAAUUGCUGGAGUGGGUGAAGCAUGGCUUUGCCGAGCUGGGAGAUCCUUGCGGCAUGGGGUUGGGCCAAACCACCUCCAAGGUGGUGCAUCACGAGAACUUCACAACCGACCCUCAUGAGGCAGCAUUAAGUGUUUGGGAGAAAAGUAACCGUACUGUAGCACCAAAUGGCGGAGUCAUGAGAACCUCGAUUGUAGGAGUCCACCAAUAUGAUGACAUCAGUCAAGUCAUCGGCAACACCAAGGUCUUCUGUAAGGUGACCCAUGCAGAUCCUAGGUGUGUAGCAUCCUGCGUUGCCGUGACGACAGCUAUUUCUAUGAUGCUGCAAGGAUUACAUAAGACAUCAAAAGGCCACUAUGAUGUCGCAAGAAUCACCGAAGCAUCUUUUAAUUAUGCUAAGGAGUGUCUGCUGCGAGAUGACAAGGGGAACUUGGAUGAAGAGCAGGUCAGAGAGUUGCAGUUUCACAUGAACGCGUCCUUGUCCGAGCUGGAGCUGGAUGACCGGAAGAAGAUUGGCUACACCUUCAAGUGUCUUGGCGCUGGGUUCUGGGCCCUGAGGCAGAGCAGUUUUAGAGAUGCCAUCGAGGCCAUUACAUUGGAGGGCGGAGACGCAGACACCAAUGGGGCGGUGGCAGGUGCUCUGCUGGGUUGCAAACUGGGAUACUGCAAGCUGCCUUCGUCCUGGAAGAACGAGUUGAAACACAAGGAAUGGCUGGAUGAUAUCCUUGCAAGAUAUUUUCAGUCUGGCAUCAUGACAGAGAGCUGCGGUACACCUGUUGAUGGACCUGAGGUUGGUAUCCGUCUCACCGGUGGAGAGCAGGAUGACGCGGAGCAGGCAACCGCUCCCAAGACAGGAGGAGAUUGCUCUUCAGCUACCGACACUACAAAAGAUAUGACCACAGAACUGUCGGCAGAGGUCAAAGUUCAGAGUGCAGACUUGUCUCCUGACCAACAAGCUUCUAUCAGUAAAUCUGAGGUCACGGCUGAAGGUCAGCAGGACCCUGAGGAUCCCCACAGGUCAAAGGAUCAACCAGAAGAGGCCUCAGAGGUCACAGCUGAAACUGAGGUCAGAGGUCAAUGCAACUCGCCAGCCAGUGAUCCUACAGAGGCUACACAGAUUGGUGAAUCUUCCGGUGACCUUUCCGAAACCAAACCGGAAGAUCUUGCUUGUCAGUGAGACGGAGCCAAAGCCGAGAAUCCAGUGACAACACUCAAGAUUAAGUAUCGAAUGUCACAAAGGAAAAUGCAAAGAAAACUUUCUCCCUGUAGAAUGCAUUUAAGGAAAUUUGGCUUGGCCUAUAAAUCAGGUGGCUGAGGCUUAGACUCAUUCAUCUAUGGGAAGUGACAGCAGGCACUAGGCAGUGACUAUAAUUCAGAUGGAGGGUAAUCCCAAACUCAGUAAGAGCAAAUGAAAAGGGAAUGACUGCCAAAACAACUUCUAUUUGUCUAUCAGUGCAAUUAAUUGUGACUAGAUCAUAUGAAUGAAAACAGAUUUCCAGUCACAUAUUGUGGUAUCGUAGCAUUAGAUUUAAUUGUGGGCAAUGCAUAUUCUUCUAUAACUACAUACAUAUACUUAGAGUCUAAUGGUUUUUAUACUGCGUAUCAAAUUGAUAGAAUCCUUGGAAUUGAUAGAGACAGUAAUUUUUUUAUUGAUGUUUGUUGAAAUUAUGUUCGGCAGUGGAUUUGUGUCAGUUCUGGUGCGUUCAGUGUCUGGGCCCAAUUUUUCAGUCAUUAAUCAAAGAAAAUGUGCUAUGCGAAAGCAUAGUACGAAGCUGAAGUAGGCAGAGAACCUCUGGUGGUGGAAGGAGAGGGGGAGGCAGUGCCCCUUGCACUUUUUUGACUGGGCGGGCAUGACCUCCCUGCACUUGUAGCAGGUUCUAUAAUGGGGCUUUACGGAUCGGUUUGUUAAUUAAUGGCUGAUGCUUGAUGGUCUAACAGCUGGCCUUGCCCUUUUUGGCCGCCAUUGAAGAGAACCAGCUGCAAGUAGUGCACAUCACAAGGCAUUUUGGCUGGUUAACCUCUCAUUCCAGAGUCCGUCAUUAUUUGGCAAAGCACACCUCAGUUGUACUUUGCUGCUGUGUUCCCCACGUCUUUUAUAUUUGCUGUUUUCCGUUCUAAUAAGCCCAGCCGUCAAGCUCACCCCAUGUUGUUCCGAACAGUGGCGUAACUACAUGGGGAUGGGGGAAUAUGUGCCCCCAGUUUCCCCGUUUUUUUGAACUUUUGGAAUGUACACAACCUUUGUACAAGUUGUAGUUCAUUGACUCUUGGUGUCCCCCGCCCACCCCCCAAAAAUGCGUGCACCCCUGGGUGCCCUCUAAAAAUAUCACCCUAGUUAUGCCGCGAUUCCAACCAGCCACAGCUUUGACUUAAGUCUGACUACGUGUGCAUGUAUUUAUCACAUGCAGCUAGAAUCCUCAUUGUGAGAUAGGAGAGUUACAUAAAACUGCCACUUUGCACCAUGAGCGAGGCACACUCGAUGUGGUGUAUUCAAGAGCAAACUAAUUGAAGUAUUUCCCAUUUUUGUAAGUAUUGGGACGAUUUUUGGUUUGCACACUUUGGCAGGGCAGUUAACAGAGUUGCCCUCAAAAACCACGUUUGAGCUCUAAGAAGUCACCAAAAUUACUAGUGUGAUUUAUUUUUAUCUUGCCAGAAACAGGUGUGUCCAUGUAUUUUUCCCCUUUCAAAAAACUUUAAAUUGUAAAAAAGACAAUUUUUUGCUUUCUGUGUAAGUAAAUUUGAUGGAAUGCAACUCAUAGCUUGACCAAUUUAUAUCUGAAUGUGUUAAACUGUGCUGAAAAGAACAAAAAAAAAUCUGUGGUUUUUUUUUGGUUACUGGACAAGAGCCAGUCAGUAGAAGAGUGCUUGUAGGUUUGGAAGAACUAGCAAAAGGAAAUAGCCACAUGCAUUUCUUAUUUAGCGCAGCAAGAAGCCUUUUGAAAUGAAUCCUCGAAAUAUUUUUUCCUCAUGCUGUACAAGAAAUACAGAGUUUUUUGUCAAGCUAAUUAUUUAAAAUAUUUUGAUACUGUAAUAAUGUCAUUUUGUAUUAAUUUUGAGAGAAGUAGCCUACUAUAUAGGUGGAUUAACCUCCAUGCCUAAAUUUCAGUUUCUCUUUGUGCACCUUUUUUAUGUAUGAGGUAGUGACUGAUGUCUUUCAAUCAGUCUGUAUCACUUGGUGUCUUUUGACUGUCUGGGGUCAAAGUUGCGGGGAGAAAGUUGAAAAGAAGUUGUAGAAAAUAAAUAUUGUUUAAAGCCAUAUAAAAAAUAUAGUUUUUCAUCCAUCCAUAUUUUAAUGGCAGAGACUUUUUAAUUGAAAGAAGCUUUAACUCUAUCAGGUUUUAAACUUACAUCAAUUACUAUAUAAACAUAAUUAGAAACAAGUAAAGAAAUUAAAAAUAACUAUGCCUUGCUCUCUUUAAACAGUGCACCAGAUGAAAACUACUUAGCGGCUGACAUCCAAUAACAGUUCAUUUUUGUGGUAAUAGAAAAAUAAUUUAAGAUUUUCAUUUACUUUUGGUGCUGUGUCUCUCGCCAGACGUAUAGGGUCUGUGAUAGGGGUCAAUCUGUAAAUUGGGGGUCUAUAAGUAUGACCUUCAAUCUGCAUCCCAAUUACACCUGACCUGGGUAAUUUGGCAUGGAAAUAUCAGUGAAAUUAUUUGUUUUGUUUGGCUGGUAAUUUAGAUUACCUUAUCAAUCAUGGAAAUGAAAUUAUGUGUUCUUAACUUACAAAACGUAUGUCAGGUGUGACAGAAAAACAAAGUAAUUGGACCCAUAUGUAUGCAGUAUGACCCAUAGGCAUAUCUUCACCAUGAAAGCCAAAUAUGUCGUCUGAAGUAACUUUGAGAUUGUCAAUUUAAAAAAAAAAUACUAGACCUUAAAUGAAAA
Acanthaster planci (crown-of-thorns starfish) is the source of this 4796-nucleotide messenger RNA. RefSeq lists its product as uncharacterized. The record is from RefSeq and is a predicted model, not a curated record. Lineage: Eukaryota; Metazoa; Echinodermata; Asteroidea; Valvatida; Acanthasteridae.